Messenger RNA from Musca domestica (house fly), 1314 nucleotides. RefSeq names its product arylalkylamine N-acetyltransferase 1 (gene AANATL7). Gene Ontology annotation, molecular function: N-acetyltransferase activity. The transcript is spliced from 4 exons. NCBI's taxonomy places the organism in Eukaryota, Metazoa, Arthropoda, Insecta, Diptera, Muscidae. The record is from RefSeq and is a predicted model, not a curated record. The coding region runs from base 168 to 809 and encodes 213 amino acids.
GUAGCAAAAAUCGCACAGAACGGUUCGUUGCACAAAGAUAGCGGAAUAAAAUAAAUAAUUUUUAGAAAAAGUAUUCUCACACAAAAUUUAAACAUAAUUUGUGAAAAUAAAAUAAACAUAAAUAACGUUUUAAACUAUCCAUUCGUAAUUUGGGAACAACGUUUAAAAUGGAAUACAAACUAAUAACGGAAGACCGUUAUGAUGACGUAAUACGACAUUUGAGGGAUAACUUUUUUGCCGAUGAGCCAUUGAACAAAGCAGCUGGCCUUUGUCGACGUGGUUAUGGUCAUCGCGACUUGGAACAUCACAGUUUGGAAACGCUGGAAGAUAAUUUAAGUCUGAUGGCUGUUACAGAAAGCAAUGAGAUUGCAGGUGUCAUUUUGAAUGGUAUUUUACAUCCUGGUGAUAUAGAGACUUCCCAAAAGAAAUUGGAACUUAACGAUGAUGAGAAAUUUAAGAAAAUAUUUCGACUUUUAUACACAAUAAACUUAAAGGAUGACAUUUUUCAAAAAUUCCAUGUGGACAAGGCAUUUGAUGUACGUAUACUAUCAGUGGAUAGCCAGUAUCGGGGCCAGGGUAUAGCCAAACAUUUGGUAAGGCACAGUCAAGAUAUAGCCAAGGAAUGUGGAUUUAAAGUCAUGAAAGCAGAUGCCACCGGAAUAUUUUCUCAGAAAAUUCUUAAAUCAAAUGGAUUUGAAGUUCUACUGGAACAGUAUUACAAUAAAUAUGUUGAUGAGUUUGGUCAACCGAUAUUGAAUGUGGAGUCGCCUCACAUCAAACUGCAGUUACUUUAUAAAGUGUUGGAGUAAACGAUGUUUUUUUGAAUUUGAACCAAAUAAAACGCAUUUUAGUUUGUAUGUAUGUUUCCUAUGUGAAGACAAAUCCCAAAUGGCCAAAAAACGCUACUAUUUUAUACUUUAAAGAAAAUUCGAGCAAAAAAAAUAUAUAUUUAUAUACACAAAUCGUAUAUAAUAAGACCAAUAUUAAAACUUAAAAAAUAACCAACGUCCAUAACCACAACAAAAAAAACGUGUUUUUUAGUUUUAAGACAAUAAUUCGUAUAGAAACAAGAAUAACAAUCAAAUAUUAACAAAAUACAAUAAAUGUGUACUUAUUUAAGAAAACAAAAACGAAAAGUUUAAGAUCAAAAAUAAAAUUAUACCAAAGAAAUAUUAUAACUAUUAUACAUUUAAUAUAUAAAUUAUAUGAAAUACACAUAAACAAAGUAAAAGUAAAAAAGGAAUUUACUUAAAUAUAAAUGUGAGUUAAUACGUUAUUGAACUAUGCUAUAAGAAUAUUUUGUAUGUAUGUACG